UGAGCCGCAUUACCUGUCCCCUUACAAAUUCUGCUGGCGCGGGCAGCGGCUACAGCAGAGAGGGGCAGAAUCGAUCAGAAAUGAUCCAGGCAGCUCCUGAGCCUUUCACGCAGGACUGCAAGGAAGAGACAGAAAGGGAAAAGCUCCCCAAGCAUCAAGAGCUUUCCAGCCAUAUGUGCGUAAAAAUUUCUUCCCGUGCCACGUGACAGAGGAAGAGGCGCAGACCCAUUACACAAUAAUAAAAAUAUGCCUUUGGCAACGUUGAGCCGAAACCUGGAGCUGCUGCAGGAAGCUAGCAAUCCCCACAAAAAGGAGUAAAACGUUAAUAAAAAAAGAAAGACCGAAGUCAAUAUUGCACACCCCUCAGAAGGACGCUGCUGCGGCAGGACGGGGCUCGGGCUCUGCGCGUGACAGCGAUCUGCAGCAAAACAUCUGCUGAAAAUCCUGUAGGUUUCCAGCGCCUGUCAAGAUCUCACUGAAGAGAUUAGUCGUGCCUGCGCCAUGAUCUCUGCUGUCCUCCUCCUCUGGACCGUGCCCUGUGUGGCAAACCACAUCCUUGGGGGCUUUGCCAAGGGAGCGCUGCAGGAAGGUCCCCAGCUGGCGUGCAGCCUGCCGGGACCCCCGGGGCCACCCGGCCCCCCCGGCACGCCCGGGGCUCCAGGGACGGUUGGCAGGAUGGGCUUCCCCGGCAAAGAUGGCAAGGACGGCAAGGACGGGGAUAAAGGCGAGCACGGCGACGAAGGUCCACAAGGCAGAACAGGAAACCCCGGCAAGCCAGGACCGAAGGGGAAAGCAGGAGCUAUUGGCAAGGCAGGCCCACGAGGGCCCAAGGGUUUAAAGGGUAAUCCUGGAAAAAACGGGGCACCGGGAAAGAAAGGGCCCAAAGGGAACAAGGGCGAGACCGGGAUGCCAGGACCCUGCACCUGUAACACCAACAAAGCCAAAUCUGCCUUCUCUGUGGCAGUCUCAAAGAGCUACCCAAGGGAAAGGCUGCCCAUCAAAUUUGAUAGGAUCCUGAUGAACGAGGGAGGACAUUACAACGCUUCCAGCGGGAAAUUUAUAUGCAGCAUCCCAGGAAUUUACUACUUCACUUAUGAUAUCACUUUGGCCAACAAACACUUGGCCAUUGGCUUGGUCCACAACGGGCAGUACCGGAUCAAGACUUUUGAUGCCAACACUGGGAACCAUGACGUUGCCUCUGGAUCAACCAUCCUUUCCCUGAAGCAGGAGGAUGAGGUGUGGCUGCAGAUCUUUUACUCAGAACAAAAUGGGCUCUUUUAUGAUCCCUACUGGACAGACAGCUUAUUCACUGGCUUCCUGAUAUAUCCCGAUCAAGAUUAUCUCAAUGAAAUAUAGGACGAGAAACCAGCCUGUGGGAAAUAGCAGGAAACGCAUGAGACCUCAGUCCAGCAAAGUAUAGCCUGUACAUGGACAUGUGUGGGAUUAUCAUACAAUUCCACAUUUUUGGCGCUAACAGCCUGUUUUGGCUAUUUUGAUAUUGACUUGAUGUCAUCAACUAAUCCACAGGGUACCAGGACCAGUAGGACUCACCUUUAAGCAGCCUCGUGAAUCUCUAAAUGUCAAAGCCACCCGUUAUGUUUUACAUGAUGAUUCCAACGCUCCAUGUAACUCAAAUACUGGUGCAGAAUGCUUUGAUUAUUAUAUUAUUAUUACAAAGCAUCGAAGCCAACAACCGCUUCCUGAAAUCUGAGCUCAGAAGCGCCACUGAUGCUGGAGACCCCUCCACUGCACCUCCUCCCCCUACACCCCAUAAGAGUAAUAAUCCUUGCUAACAGAGUUACACUUUGCCAGCUACUUAAGAGUCGGGAAGUUGUCAGCUAAAGUUGUAAGAGUAGCUCUCAGCCUCAUCAAAGCAGUAUUAAUAAGCAAAGGCAUCUGGUCGGAAUAGGAAAUGACACAAAAGAGCGAGCUCGUUUCUACGGUUAAAGGUAAGACUCCUGGUAAGACGCACGCUGCUGCACUGAGCCCCACCGGCGCUUCUCAGAUUUCAGCCUCGAUCUACCACCGCUGGAGUCCUGCGUCUGGUUUUGGACGAGCGUUGGUAAGCGGUGACCAGAGCCUAAACUGGACUGUGCAAGCCAAAUACCUGCGGGCCUCCGAGCCACGGUGGAGGAUCAACAUUACAGAUAAGACUCAACUGUCAAAGACAGCGUGAAGCUUCACUCCAGAAAGAGAUUCAUUGAUAACCUUCUCCUUUCAUCCCUGCCAGCUUUUGCUGGAAGGAGAUACUUGUGGUGCUGCCAAGAUCCUCCCCAAGGGCUUAAUGCUCCAGCCUGACCCUAUCUUACUGCUGCUUUGCUUUUUUGAUAUUGUAUGUCAAAUAUUACAGACGCUCAAAAAAAAAAAAAAAAAAAAAAUCAAUGUUUUGGUUCUAAACUGUAUAGAAAAAAACCCCAGAAAAGUCAAAAGCUGAACUUCUGCUCAGCUGAGCUUUUUUGCUUUUGCUAAGCUGAGCUUAGCAAUUUUUUACCUCCUCCGAUUCAGCUAGUGCAGGGCCACGUUCCAAACAGGUUCGCUAUUACCAAAGAGCUCUCCUGCUAUAAAGCCGCUCACUCAUUCUGGCUGCCUUGCCCCAGGGCGUCCAACGCUCCUGUAACACAGAGGUCUCUGCCUCAGUAGGCGGAUGGAAGGAGUCUCUUCCUCACUGUCAGAUGCAUCUUCUUGGUUUCCAGUCAUAUUUCUCAUCUCCUUUAUCACUUGGUGAAAAUGCUCAUGAACUUCCAGCUCCCCUAAUCCUCAUAUUUAGGCAUUGAAGAGAUAUCCCAUAAGAACAAAGAUUAUUUUUUUUUAAUCUUACUUUUACAAAUCAUAAUAUUUGCAUGAUUUUUGUAAACUACAGUAAUAGCGAUACAUCUUACAAAAAUCUUUUCAAAUACAUUUUAUAAAAUAAAGUCGAA
This is a messenger RNA of Grus americana (Whooping crane), 2918 nucleotides long. It is a transcript of the gene C1QTNF2, whose product is annotated as C1q and TNF related 2. The transcript is spliced from 3 exons. The coding region runs from base 502 to 1356 and encodes 284 amino acids. The record is from RefSeq and is a predicted model, not a curated record. Lineage: Eukaryota; Metazoa; Chordata; Aves; Gruiformes; Gruidae. Gene Ontology annotation, molecular function: protein binding.